Molecule: messenger RNA, 4222 nt
Organism: Drosophila mojavensis
Lineage: Eukaryota; Metazoa; Arthropoda; Insecta; Diptera; Drosophilidae
Gene: kz
Product: probable ATP-dependent RNA helicase kurz
Exons: 5
Coding region: 29-3958 (1309 amino acids)
Biological process (GO): maturation of SSU-rRNA from tricistronic rRNA transcript (SSU-rRNA, 5.8S rRNA, LSU-rRNA)
Cellular component (GO): nucleolus; intracellular anatomical structure
Molecular function (GO): RNA binding; ATP binding
Source: RefSeq, a predicted model, not a curated record
UCACAUCUCUGACAGUGUCAGCACGUGCAUGAGAAUUUGUUUUGUGACAGAUGUGAGAGGAGUUAGCUGCUCUAAAUAUCUUAAAAUGGGUAAAACAAAAUUUAAUAAAAAAGGCCGGAAAAAUCCGCAAACGAUAAUUGAUAAUUCAACGGCUAAAGAUAUUCAAAUCGAAGGCGAGGAUGUGGUCCAGGGCAACGAAUCCAUUCCCACUGGCUACGACGAGGCAAAUGCUUUAGCUUUGCCUUCAAAGAAACGGGCAACAAAAAUUGUAGAAAAAGAACAUAAAGUUGUGAAAAUUCUAACAAAGAAGCAACGGAAGAAUUUACAGGCCAUAGUGGACAAGAAAAAAAAGCGAGAAGGUCGCGAGCAAUUGCUGAAAGAUCUGGGUGCUGUACAAAUUCCGGAGACCGAACUAAAUCAGUACACAUCAAUAAGCCAAGUCCAAACGGUGGGGCUAAAACGCCUGCACAAGAUCGACGAAAUACUGGACAAGAAAAAGGAGCGUCAAUCUCAACAAAAAAUGGAAAACGAACAGAGCAAGGGCGGCGCCCAACGUGUUAAUGCGCUCAAAGGCGGCAAGCGUAAGCUGCUUGUAGAGGAGCAAGAAGAGAUUGAAGCCAAGCGCAUUAAUCCGAAUAUAGUUAAUGCAGAGGAAUCAGAGGAUAGUAGCGAGGAGGAGGAUUCCGCCAAUGACAAUGACGAAGUAAACGAGAAGAUGGAGGAAAAUCAGACUGACAAAGAACAGUCUUCUAAUGCAGAAGAAUCAGAAGAUGAUAAUGACGAAGACGGUAACGGAGAGGAAGAGAAAGAGGAAGUAGACAGUGGCGAGGAAAAAAAGGAGAUGAAGAAAAAUCAGACUGAUCUGACAGCUAAAGGCGAACAACAGCCACCAGCUACAAAUGAGCAAGUUGCUCUCGCAAUGCAGCUAGCUAAUCCAUCAACAAUGACUAUUCGUAAAGCCGACGGCAAAGCAUCUCCCGCUUCUGCCGGAACACCAACAUCUGUUCACAAGACAGUCUACGUGCCAGUCAAUCGCACAGCUGAGGUGCAGGAGGCUCGCCUCCGUUUACCCAUACUGGCCGAGGAACAGCAGGUGAUGGAGCUGAUCAAUGAGAAUCCCAUUGUUAUAAUUUCUGGUGAAACUGGGUCCGGCAAAACAACCCAAAUACCGCAAUUUUUGUACGAGGCCGGGUAUGCCUUGGAUAAAAUGAUUGGCAUCACCGAACCACGUCGCGUGGCUGCCAUAUCGAUGUCGCAGCGUGUGGCCCACGAAAUGAACUUGCCCAGCAGCGAGGUAUCCUAUCUAGUGCGCUUCGAGGGCAACGUGACCCCAGACACCAAAAUUAAGUUUAUGACGGACGGCAUUCUUCUGAAAGAGAUUGAAACCGAUUUUCUGCUAAGCAAGUAUUCCGUGAUUGUGCUCGACGAGGCCCACGAGCGUACCAGCAACACUGAUAUAUUGAUUGGAUUAUUGUCGCGCAUUGUGCCUUUGCGCAACAAACGCUCGAAUGAACUAAAGCUGAUCAUCAUGUCGGCCACGCUGCGUAUCACUGAUUUCACGGAGAACGCUCACUUGUUUAAAGUGCCGCCGCCAGUGAUCAAAGUGGAGGCCAGGCAGUAUCCCGUGACCAUUCACUUCCAGAAGCGCUGUCCCAGCGAUUAUGUAGAGGAAGCCUUUAGGAAAACCGUGAAAAUUCACGCAAACCUGCCGGAGGGCGGCAUCUUGAUCUUUGUAACAGGGCAGCGCGAGGUGAUGCGACUAGUGUUCAAAUUGCGUCAGGCCUUUCCGUACGUGGUAGACGAAAAUGACUUGGAGACAAAGCAGAAGCUACAUGUGCACCUGGCCGAGAGAAGUGGGGAGAAUUGCGAAGGGAAGAAACUCGGUAGGGUGCGCGUAGCACGUCGUUUACGUAGAAAGAAGUAUGAAAUCCCUCCAUUGCCUAAGGUCAAUUUGGAUGACUAUAAGCUGCCAGGCGAGGAGGAAGAGCUGGACGAGGAAUUCGAUACAAGGAAGGAGAAAUACUUUUCAAAUGAUUUAUUGCCUAAGAUCAAUAAGAAGGAUGCUAAGCUGCCAAGCGAUGAUACAGAUGAUGCAGAUAUGUAUGACCCAUCAUAUAUGCCGCCCCCGGAUAAGAGUUAUGAGGAUGAUGAUGAGUGUGGCGAUGAGAAGCAGCAACAGGACACUUAUAAUAUGGCUAACCUACAGAGCUCAACAUCCAAUCAGCCCAUGUGGGUGCUGCCAUUGUACUCGCUGCUGCCGACGGAGGAGCAGCAACGCAUCUUCCAGCCAGCGCCUGACGGCUGCCGCUUCUGUGUGGUGGCCACCAACCUAGCGGAGACGUCUCUGACCAUACCGCAUAUCAAGUAUGUUGUGGAUUGUGGCAAACAGAAGACACGGCUUUACGACAAGAUAACUGGAGUCAGCACAUUUAUAGUGACGGACACAUCGAAAGCAUCCGCUGAUCAGCGAGCUGGACGCGCUGGUCGCAUAAGUGCUGGGCAUUGUUAUCGCCUCUAUUCGAGUGCACUGUACAAUGACGUCUUUCCGGAGUUUAACCCUCCAGAUAUCUUGCAAAAGCCUGUUGAUGAUGUGAUGUUGCAAAUGCGCAGCAUGGGCAUCGAUCGUAUCAUGAAUUUUCCGUUUCCAUCGCCGCCUGAUCUAGCGCAGCUGAAGGCGGCCGAACAGCGUUUGCUAGUGCUGGGCGCCUUAGAGCAAUCGAAAACAGAUGGGUCUGAGGGGACUAUUCCGCCACGUGUUACUCCUCUGGGCGAAACUAUCGCUUGCUUUCCAGUGGCCGCACGCUUCGGCAAAAUCCUUGCAUUAUCCACUCAAUUCGACCUGAUGCCCUACACAGUUUGUAUGGUUGCAGCUUUAUCAGUGCCGGAGGUGUUCAUCCCACCGCGUGACAUUAAACCGGACGAUGUACAGCCCAUGCCGAUGAGUGUAAGGGACGGAUACUGCAAAUUACAAACCGGAGAAUUCUAUAUGCUGGGUGAUCCGAUGAUGCUGAUGCGUGCUGUGUGUACCGUUGAACAUCUCGAAAUCAACUCACGAGGAGGUAAGUUCUGUCUCCUCAACGGAAUCCGCGUAAACGCCAUUGAAGAGGUGCGCAAGCUACGUCGUCAGUUGACCAACGACAUCAAUCUGCUCAUACCGGAUAUAAAUCUGUGCAUUGAUCCGAAAUUGCGUCCUCCAUCUAAGGAACAAGCCCGAGCCAUGCGUCAAAUCCUGCUUGCGGGAAUGGGCGAUAGAGUGGCGCGCAAAGUGCCGCUGGAUGAGAUUAGCGACAAGGAGGAGCGACGCCGGCUUAAAUAUGCCUACAACUGUGCCGAUAUGGAGGAGCCGGCAUUUCUGCACUCUUCUUCGGUGCUGAAGCCAGCAAUACCUGACUGGAUCGUAUAUCAGGAAGCAUUUGAGCUACAGCAUGGCGAAGGCACCAAGAUGUACCUAAGUGGCAUUACGGCCAUUGAGCCGGAAUGGCUGCUGACCUAUGUGCCGCUCCUAUGCAAUGUACACGAGGUGUUCGAGGAUCCACCACCUCGCUAUGAUGAAGACAAUGGUCGCAUCUUCUGCUUUGCAAAGGUGACAUUCGGCAAAGCAGGCUGGGUGCUGCCUCUGCACGAGCUACGAAUGCCACGCAGCAAGAAGGCGUGCUGUUACUUUGGAAUGUACCUACUGGACGGAUUGGUUUGCCCUGCUCUGGCUGCCUUUAAGCCGAAAUUGAAGUCGUCGCCCUCUUCGCUCAUCAAGAGCUGGUCGGAUCUGAAUGACAAAGUGCUGCGCUUCAAGCGUGCUUUGAUAAAUAAACAAAUCGACUCGCGCGAAUCACUCUUUGACCAAUGGAAGGUCCAAACCGAUUUCCUUUUGGAUGAAUAUCAUCAGCUCCUUUACGACGUAUCUAUCAGCGAAUUGACUAAAAUUUGGCCACCGAUGGAAAAGGUUGAAGAUAGCACAUAAAUUUCAAAAAUAUUCUCAUAUCCCGUAUUCAAUAUAAUGUUAGAAUGCAUCAUUGUAUGCAGCUGAAUGAGCAAAAAAUAACACAAUUUGGCCACCGAUGGAAAAGGUUGAAGAUAGCACAUAAAUUUCAAAAAUAUUCUCAUAUCCCGUAUUCAAUAUAAUGUUAGAAUGCAUCAUUGUAUGCAGCUGAAUGAGCAAAAAAUAACACAAUUGUGAUAAUAUUUAUAAUUGCAGACAUAAUAACAAUGAUAACUGUAAUAAUAA